CGGCCGCCUCGGGUUUCCGGAGGGGCCGGAGGGCGGGCGAGGGCGUCACGUGCGCGCCGCCCGCGGGCCGGUUGGUCCCCGAGCGGGGGAGGGGCCGUGCGCUGCCUGGGUCGGGGUCGGGCCAGGGUCGGCACCUGGGACAUCCCCGAGGGAAGGGCCGGGAGCAGGAGCGCCCCAGCGGCGGGCGGGCGAGCAGCAAGAAGUCGGCCCGGGGCGCGCGCCGAGGAAGCCCCGCCGAUCCCGGGUCCCCGGUCCUGGGGGCACCGCCCGCAGGCUCUGCGGGGUGGGCGGCUCCCGGGCCUGCCAUGAGCUCUCCGCCGCCUGCCCGCAGUGGCUUUUACCGCCAGGAGGUGACCAAGACGGCCUGGGAGGUGCGCGCCGUGUACCGGGACCUGCAGCCGGUGGGCUCGGGCGCCUAUGGCGCGGUGUGCUCGGCCGUGGACAGCCGCACCGGCGCCAAGGUGGCCAUCAAGAAGCUGUAUCGGCCCUUCCAGUCCGAGCUGUUCGCCAAGCGCGCCUACCGCGAGCUGCGCCUGCUCAAACACAUGCGUCACGAGAACGUGAUUGGGCUGCUGGACGUAUUCACUCCUGAUGAGACCCUGGAUGACUUCACAGACUUUUACCUGGUGAUGCCAUUCAUGGGCACCGACCUGGGCAAGCUCAUGAAACAUGAGAAGCUGGGCGAGGACCGGAUCCAGUUCCUCGUGUACCAGAUGCUGAAGGGGUUGAGGUAUAUCCAUGCUGCCGGCAUCAUCCACAGAGUGAGUCCUGGUGGAGGAGCCAGCCAUCAGCCCUCCCCCAGCGCAAUCCCCUGCCUCCACGUCCUACCUGACCUGAAGCCUGGCAACCUGGCUGUGAACGAAGACUGUGAGCUGAAGAUCCUGGACUUUGGCCUGGCCAGGCAGGCAGACAGUGAGAUGACUGGGUAUGUGGUGACCCGGUGGUACCGGGCACCCGAGGUCAUCUUGAAUUGGAUGCGCUACACGCAGACGGUGGACAUCUGGUCUGUGGGCUGCAUCAUGGCGGAGAUGAUCACAGGCAAGACGCUGUUCAAGGGCAGCGACCACCUGGACCAGCUGAAGGAGAUCAUGAAGGUGACAGGGACGCCUCCAGCUGAGUUUGUGCAGCGGCUGCAGAGUGAUGAGGCCAAGAACUACAUGAAGGGCCUCCCCGAGUUGGAGAAGAAGGAUUUUGCCUCCAUCCUGACCAAUGCAAGCCCUCUGGCUGUGAACCUCCUGGAGAAGAUGCUGGUGCUGGAUGCGGAGCAGCGGGUGACAGCAGCCGAGGCACUGGCCCAUCCCUACUUCGAGUCCCUGCACGACACAGAAGAUGAGCCCCAGGUCCAGAAGUAUGACGACUCCUUUGAUGACGUGGACCGCACGCUGGAUGAAUGGAAGCGUGUUACUUACAAAGAGGUGCUCAGCUUCAAGCCUCCCCGGCAGCUGGGAGCCAGGGUCUCCAAGGAGACGGCUCUGUGAAGAUCUCUGAGCUCCAGGGUGGCAGUGAGGACCACCUUCACCUUCCACCUGAGAGGGGACCCUCGUUGCCACCGUGACCUUGGCUGGGGCUUGCAUCCCAAGGCAUCCAUCGGAGCAGACCCCUGGGUUCCAUGGAUCCUCCUCCCCAUGCCCGUGCCUCUGCUCUCAGGCGCCCAUCCUGGAGGAGCACCUGAACUUUCUGGACAGGACCUCUGGCCGACCUGGGGAUGGCCUCUGAUGCCUGGAACCGGGGCCCCCUUGCCCGGUGCCCUCAGAAACUUCAGAGCUGGUGGGGCUCCAGGUCAGGCCCUGGCCUCUGAGCCCUGCCUGCUCUGGGCCAUGCGGAGGAAGAACAGAGGGUGGGCGCAGGGCACCAACUCAGGGACAUCCCCUCUCCUGGGCGACAUCAGUGGACCUUCCUGCACCCCCUGCCUGGAAUGUAAAUCAGCUGUGUGGCACCCACGUGGCUGGAAUGAAAUAGACCCUUUUGUAGCUCCCUG
This is a messenger RNA of Rhinopithecus roxellana (golden snub-nosed monkey), 1978 nucleotides long. RefSeq names its product mitogen-activated protein kinase 12 (gene MAPK12). Gene Ontology annotation, cellular component: cytoplasm; nucleus. Lineage: Eukaryota; Metazoa; Chordata; Mammalia; Primates; Cercopithecidae. The coding region runs from base 306 to 1478 and encodes 390 amino acids. The record is from RefSeq and is a predicted model, not a curated record. Gene Ontology annotation, molecular function: ATP binding; MAP kinase activity. The transcript has 12 exons. Gene Ontology annotation, biological process: MAPK cascade; protein phosphorylation.